Molecule: messenger RNA, 1037 nt
Organism: Ziziphus jujuba (common jujube)
Lineage: Eukaryota; Viridiplantae; Streptophyta; Magnoliopsida; Rosales; Rhamnaceae
Exons: 3
Coding region: 88-720 (210 amino acids)
Cellular component (GO): plasma membrane
Source: RefSeq, a predicted model, not a curated record
AGGUAACAACGAACGCGUUUGGAGCCUCUAAAAUUUUCAUGGUGACUGAAAAUCCGCACGAUUCUUGGUUUACACAUCCCGGCAAACAUGGCCUCCAAAGACGAGCCCGUCUUUUACGCUCCAAUUCCAUCCCAUCCGACCCACCAAAACGUCAUCGUAUUGCCACUCUACCAACCUGCUUCCUACCGCCGAAGGCGCCGUCUCCGAUUAUGUCUCAUCCCCACUGCGGUUCUGCUCCUCUGCGCAGCCGUCUACUGCCUCUAUCCCUCCGAUCCGUUUCUCCAACUCGCCCGACUCCAACUCAACCACGUCCGAGUCAACUCGUUCCCCAAACUCACCCUCGACGUAUCGUUUUCUUUGCUCGUAAAGGUCCGCAAUAGGGAUUUCUACUCCCUGGACUACGAUUCCCUCGUGGUCUCGGUGGGGUACAGAGGGAGAGAGCUAGGGUUUGUGAGCUCCGGUGGAGGUCGCGUUAGGGCCAGAGGCUCGUCGUACGUGAACGCCACUCUCAACCUCGAUGGAUUGGAGGUCAUCCACGAUGUUUUUUACUUGCUCGCGGAUUUGGCAAAGGGCAUAAUUCCCUUCGAUACCGAUACGGAGGUGGUCGGAAACCUAGGGCUCUUUUUCUUCAAAAUUCCUCUUAAGGCAAAAGUCUCUUGUGAGGUGUAUGUAAAUACAAACGACCAGACUGUUGUCCGUCAAGAUUGCUACCCUGAGUGAUGCUGGAAAAAAUUAUACUCGUUCAGAACUACGAAAUAACAAGAUGGAUGCGGAUUAAAUAGUUAGGUGCUAGAGGUGAAUGGUGUUAUGGUUGCAGCAUACAAGUUAAGGAGGAUUUACCUUGUAUUUUAUUACAUAAUCUAAUCCCCUGUAGAUUUUUUUUUUUUUUUUUUUGGGGUACAUUUAAGAGGUUAGAUGGAUAUUUUAAUUAGAAAUGGUCGAUGUGUAUAUUGAUCAAAUUCUUGGAAGUCCUAGAUAUGAACAAAUGAACCAUUUACAUUAUCUUCAUUCCUGAACUAUUGAACUUAGAAGUCUUA